UGAAGAGAGAGAGAGGUUGCUAGGUGACGGGGCGUAUAUACUGAAUUUUAACAAAAUAACUGGAGAGAGUGUGUGAGAGAGAGGGAGAGAGAGAGACGAAGUGAGGGAGAGUGAGGGACGAAGAGAGAGAGAGAGGGACGAAGAGAGAGAGAGAGAGAGCUAGUCAGCAACAUGUAGGCAGCAGGCUGAGUAGAGUAAAGAAAGGUCGAGACUGCGAGUCUGUGUGAACGUGUGUACUAUUAAGGUAAAAUGUAUCAUUAUUAUUAGCGUAUAUCUAUCUAGCGUUAGCCAACGCAGACCAACCGGGGGAGGGAAAAAAAAAACAAGAAAAACAAAAAGAAGAAGAAAAAAGAAACAGAAAUAAAAUGGACAGCAACGGAAUGGAUGUAGAGUGGGUGAAGUGCCGCGGGGAGAACAGAGUCUCCGGAUCCUGAAACGGUGGUGUAGCUGAAGGAAGCUCGGUGACCCUCAGUCCCUCCACUGUCUCUGCGCCUCGUCGUCAAUGGCGGUGAGGCCCGCCCUCUCGUUCCUGCUGGCCGUGCUGGCGUGCAGCGGGCCGGCCCGGCCGUCCCCCCCGCUGCUGCUCCGACCCCGGGAGAGAGAGAGGGACUCGGGCGGGGCUUCGGGCGGGGUCAACAUCGCCGUGGUCCACUCCGGCUCCUCCCACCUCCCGGAGACGAGCGUCGGUGGGGGCUCAGGGGCGGGGCCGGGGACGGGGGCGAGCGGUCCGAGCCGGGCCUGGUCGGGUCAGGUGGGCGAGAGCGUGAUGACGCCGUGGGGGCCGGCGAACGUCAUCUGGCUGGCGGUGAACGAGAGCAGCCCCGGCAGUCUGCUGCUGCAGCUGUGCGAGCUGCUGGCCACCACGCCGCUGCAGGGGCUGGUCUUCGAGGAGGAGAAGCCGCCGCCCCCCAACCGCGCCCCGCUGGCGCCCAUGCUGGAGUUCGUCUCCGCGCAGACCGGCGUACCCGUCAUGGCUGUGGGGGGAGGAGCCGGUCUGGGCAGGGAACCUCAGGAAAGCGGCUCGGUCUACCUGCAGCUCUCCUGCUCCACAGCCCUGCAGCUGGAGGUCAUCUUCGAGGUGCUGGAGGAAUUCGAUUGGACGUCUUUCUCCGUGGUCACCACCCGUCACCACGGCUACGAGGACUUCCUGGCCAUGGUGGAGGGCAUCACGGACGGCUCCUUCAUCGGCUGGGAGAAGAAGAGCAUGGUGAUGCUGAACGUGACCGACGACCCCGGAGGGGCGCGGACCCGCAGGCUGCUGAAGGAGAACGAGGCGCAGGUGCGACUCCUGUACUGCUCUCACGAGGAGGCGGAGCUUAUUUUUAAGGCGGCGUGGCUGUCAGGGCAGGCCACGCCCUCACACAUGUGGUUUGCCGUGGGGCCGGCUCUGUCGGGACUUGGAGUAGAAGGUCUGCCUAAGGCUCUGUUUACCGUGAGGCCGCAGGGAUGGAGAGACGAGCCGCGCCGGCGCAUCGCUAAGGGGGUGUCGGUGCUGACGCAUGGAGCCAUGGCCUUACGCAGGGAGUACGGCGGGGCCCGAGGGACAAGCUUUGCUGGAAACUGCAUGACAGAUGGCAACCAGACGCAGAGGGUGCCAGACAGGAUCAGGUACUUCAGUAACAUAACGCUAUCUGGGCGAGACUACUCCUUUAAUGAUGAUGGCUAUUUGGCCAAUCCGCUGGUGGAUGUCAUCUCCUACAUGGCAGGGCGGGGCUGGGAGGAGGUGGGCUGGUGGGAGAACGGUGUCCUGCGUCUGCGCUAUCCACCCUGGUCCCGCUACGGGCCCUUCCUUAAGCCCUUGGACGACAGCCAGCACCUGCGGGUGGUCACCCUGGAGGAGAGGCCUUUUGUAAUUGUGGAGCCGGCGGACCCAGGAACAGGAUCCUGCAUCCGAGACUCAGUGCCGUGCCGUCUACCACUCAAUACCAGCAGCGUGGUCGUGGACGGAAUCCAGUCCAUGAAGCACUGCUGCAAAGGCUUCUGCAUCGACGUCCUCAAGCGCCUGGCUAAAAUAGUGGGCUUCACCUAUGACCUCUACCUUGUGACCAAUGGCAGGCACGGGAAGAACAUAAACGGAGAGUGGAAUGGAAUGGUCGGGGAGGUGGUUUCCAAGCGAGCUGACAUGGCGAUUGGUUCACUGACCAUAAACGAAGAGAGGUCAGAGGUGGUGGAGUUUUCUGUUCCUUUCGUGGAGACCGGCAUCAGCGUCAUGGUUUCUCGUAGCAAUGGCACUGUCUCCCCAUCUGCCUUCCUUGAGCCUUACAGUCCUGCGGUGUGGGUGAUGAUGUUCGUCAUGUGCCUGUCGGUGGUGGCCGUAACGGUCUUCAUCUUCGAGUUCUUCAGCCCCGUUGGCUAUAACAGAAGUCUGCAAAGUGGGAAGAAGGCAGGAGGAUCUAAGUUCACCAUAGGGAAGUCUAUCUGGCUGCUGUGGGCUCUGGUCUUUAAUAACUCAGUUCCUGUGGAGAACCCUAGGGGAACCACUAGUAAGAUCAUGGUCCUGGUGUGGGCUUUUUUCGCUGUCAUCUUCUUGGCGAGCUACACUGCUAACCUGGCUGCUUUCAUGAUCCAAGAGGAGUACAUAGACACAGUGUCUGGCCUCAGCGAUAAGAAGUUCCAGCAGCCCACGGAGCAGUACCCCCCCCUCCGCUUCGGCACCGUCCCCAACGGCAGCACGGAGGAAAACAUCCGCAGCAACUAUCCCAACAUGCAUCAGUUCAUGGUGCGCAAUAACCAGAGAGGUGUCGAAGAGGCUAUUGACAACCUCAAAACCGGAAAACUGGAUGCAUUUAUCUACGAUGCAGCUGUGCUGAAUUACAUGGCACGCAAGGACGAGGGCUGCAAGGUAAUGACGAUAGGCUCUGGGAAGGUGUUUGCCACCACAGGAUAUGGAAUCGCCCUGGACAAAAACUCCCGCUGGAAGCGGCCGCUGGACCUGGCGCUGCUGCAGCUGGUGGGAGAUGAUGAAAUUGACAUGCUUGAGCGGCUCUGGCUCUCUGGGAUUUGCCAUAAUGAUAAGAUUGAGGUGAUGAGCUCUAAGCUGGACAUAGACAACAUGGCGGGGGUCUUCUACAUGCUCCUGGUGGCCAUGGGUCUGAGCCUCCUGGUUUUUGCCUGGGAGCACCUUGUUUACUGGAAGCUUCGCCACUGCUUGGGUCGUUCAAAAGGACUGGACUUCCUACUGGCCUUCAGUCGGGGAAUGUACAGCUGCUGCAUUUUUGAGGAUGAAACAGCCCCUGGAGGUUCCCAAAGCACACUUCCCCAGUACCAUCACAUCACCACUAUGCCUCCUCCUCCCCCACCUCAUGUGGUUGCUACAUCUGUAGCCAACCCUCCUAUUGCCAUGGCACAACAACAGCAGCAACAACAGAAACAUCACCAGCAACAGCAGCAGCCAGUGUACAACGCCCUUCUUCCUGGUUCUCCACCAUCAAUCGGGCAUUCUGGCAUGGCCCUAGGACCUUCAAACAGCCCAAUUCUUGGUGCACCCAUGCCAUGUUCCACGUUUUUGCCUCGUCAUGAUCGACGGCUGGCUGUGGUAGAUCGCUGGACACGUCCAAAAACUGGCCCUGAAAAAGCUAGCAUUGUCAGCAGCGCAAUCUCAGACGUUACACAAUUUCCACAGGGCAUGCAUCCUCACUGGGCUACAGUAGGUGGGGGGGAGGGUAGUCUUGAUGAAUAUAAGCGAUACUAUGGCCCAAUCGAUCCAGAGGGCCUAGGAGUCUCUGCAGAACCACAAACUGUAGGUUCCCAAACUCCAAAAAACACACAUCGAACAAAGUCCUCUGGAAACCCAAGGGUGCCUCAGAAAAAGCAACCUCCUGGGCUCAUACCCAUUAACCCAGCUUUACCUCUUCCUUCUUCACCACAGCAAUCCUUCUGGAAGAGAAGCAGUCUCUCAAAAAGGAAAGGCUCAGGAGGACCCCUGUACGAAAACAUCCUUCCAUUGGGGCGCAGAGGUGGGGGCAGGUAUGGCGUGAGGGAAGGAGUGGGUCGGAGAGGCCGUCAUCCACCUCCUUUGCCUCUUCCUGUACCAGUUCCCCUCUCUUCCCCCACACAGACUCCUCCUUCCCCCUCAGCUUCUGUGCACUAUACAUCCAGCUCCUCCAGCACCUCUAGCUCUUCUUCCACCUCUUCAUCUGUUUCAGUUUCACGAUCCAACUCUCCGUCCUACUCCACAUCUUCUUACUCAUCAUCACAGAGUUUCAGGUAUAGGGCUGGUACAAGAGAUGUAUACGAGGAGUACGACACGGACGAGCUAACAGAAGAGUCUAGCCUUCUUUUGGGCAGGAGGAAAAGUCGCUCGCGCAUGUCCUCUCGCUCUCUGCCCUGCAGUCCCCCACCCCCACCAAUCCCACCCCGCAAACCUCACCCACAGAAGGCACAGAUGAGAGACAGAGCUGGAAGCCAGUUGGCGCAACUUCAAGAAUGGUGGGCCUCAUGGGGGGAGAAAGAGAGAAUCAGAAGGGCAGGUGUGAAUCGAGGCAAAGGCAAGGAAGAAAAGCGACAUCAUAAAGAGAGGGAACGGGAGAGAAAGAGAAGGAAGAAGGGCCGAAAGAAAAAGAAAAGGGAGGAGCGUGAGAGGGAGAGAGAGCGCAAGAGGCGCAAAGUGAAGAAGAAAAAGAAAAAAGAAGAGAAGUCAAGAAGAAGGGAGAGAGAAAAGCGACCUGGGCAGGAAGAGGGUGACACUGAGAGGAAAGAAGUAUUUGAAAAAGGUGUAGAACAGGAAUUUACUUCCUACCCAGCACUUAGGCGUAGCUCUUUUCGGAAGAAGAGCGAAAGCUCAAACAGGAGUUAUGAGUGGGACGUAUUGAGAGAGGGAGGGAGGAAGGAAAGAGAUGAUCAAGAGCACGAAGAUGAAGAAGCUGGUAGGGUAAGGGAAAAACACCAUAGAAGUCCUCAAUCUUAUCAACAGUCCAGGCCUAGGUCCAACAGUAAGCGCUAUUCCACUUCAAGCAAACACUCAACAUCAGUAAAAUUCUGGGGGAGUGGGAACCCAACUUCAGAGUCCCCAUCAUCUUUUCUACCCUUGAUUCCUCUUAACUACAAGCGAAGACGGUCUUUUGGAUCAGAGAGAGAGGAACGUGGGAAAGGAGGAGAGAGUCGCCCCCUUUUGGGAAAGAAUGGACGAGGUAAGUCCCGUUCAAGAGAAGGCCUGGCAUUCCAUGAAUGGGAAUCGGAAGAGGAGGAGGAAUCAGAUGAAGAAAGAGAAAGAACCGUGGAACGUGGACGAAGAAGAGAGAGCAGAGGAUUGGAAUCGGAGUCUGAAAGGGAAAGAGACAAAACUGUUGAAAUCUAUACAGAUGAUGAAGGUUCUUCAGGGGAAUUUGGUAAGUUUGAGAGAUACUGGGAGGGACACGAAGGAAGGGCUGUUGGGGGCAUUGGUGGAGGAGGUUGGUUUUUUGGGACGUACCCUGCUAGAGAGAGAGGUGGAAGCAUCAACAGUAGGGAUGACUUUUUUGUGGGAUUGGGAGGAGGUGAGGGUGGCUGGGGUUUUGGAGGAGGAUCAGGAUGGGGCUCUGGUGGUUUAGGAUCUAAUCAGUGGCCACCGCCACCUUUGACUCCCCCACCUCCACGAAGGUACUGGUCUGUGGACAAACUACCUGUGAAAACAGAAAAGAAGUCAAAAAGCAGAAGCCAAGAUAAAAGUCGAGGCCAUACUGCCUGUUCUUGCCAGUCACCCCACCACUCCAAGUGGAACCGGGUGACCUCCCGGAGUCAGGAGGAGCUGGUACUUCACUGCCAAAGUUUCAGCAGCACCACUCGGCCCAAGCGGCAAUCCUCCAAACUAGACCGGGCCCAAAGCCAGGCCAAAUCUGGAAGUCAGUCCAACCUCAGCGUUCAGAGAUCUCAGCGUCCCGAAAGGUCCAGAGAGCAAUCAUCUCCUCCUCAGACUCUACCGCCGUCUUUGCCAUCCCAGAUGGUUCCAGCUCUCCCUGCGCCUCCAUCAUCCUCUCAUCCCAUUCACGUUCCUCCGCCCGCCUCUUCCUCCUCCGUCUCGUCCCCGUCAGCCAUUUCCUCAACACCUGGCGCCCCACAGCCCUCUUCCUUGUCCUCCUCCAGUGCCAAGCUCCAGUACCAGAGACUGCGUUCAGUGCCUCAGCCUCAGAGGUACCAAUCCCCACAUCUUCCCCUCAAAACCAAGAGUCUGUGCUCACGACGAGGAUCUGCCCACUUCUCCAGUGUGGAGAGUGAGGUCUGAGGUGCAUAUUCAAAUGAGUGGACAUUGGCAAACAGCCAGGGGAAUUUAGUUAUCUACUUAGAACGAACUCGUAUUUGCUUACAAUGGGGAGGUGAGCCCCCUUCAUUACUUGCACAAGGCUCUGUUGUGCUUCUGAAGGAAGAGCUGAUCGGGUGUCGCACACAUUGUGGCUUUCCCUUUUUACUACAUAAGAACAGUACUGCCUUGCUGACAAAUCUUGUACGUGUCAGAGGGGAAUUGCUCAAAUGUGACUGGCUUUGCUUCUUUCAGUUCACUGGGGCACUUAGGUGGAGGGAUGGAAUAUUCUGGAUGAAUGUGAUGUGUUUCUUUAAGUGGACUCAGGCACAAGCCAUGGAUUUCUCAAGGGUAGAUUCAGAGGCAGAAACCCUUUUACCAAUGCCCAUAUUGUUCAUCUCUUUCGGCUAUUUGAGCUUUGAGUCCUGACAUAACCGCUGUGUGUAUUUGUAUCUCAAGGGAUGCGUUCACUUAAAAAGGUAGCAGUUUUCAUUUGGUUACCCUCGAAACACAUCCCCUACCUCUGUUGACUCGCAUCUAGCAUUCUGUGUGUUUAGGUCAGUGUGUUUAUAUACUUAACAACAGGGUAAGUCAACUUUGACUGAUCUAAUAUUUGCUUAUUAAAGCUGAGUGCCAAACCUAAGUACAGCUUACGCACCAUCAUAUCAUAAUUAGAUCUCUUUCUCCUCCCUUGAGCAAUACAUUAAUUAUAUACAAUGAAGCAUUCAAUACAUUAAGUUUUACAUUACGUUAUUUUAAAUAUUUAUAUAUAUACACUCAUCAUCAUUUAAAAAAUAGUUUUUUUUCCAGAAGGAACUGUCUGAUUGCAGUGUUAUUAAGAUGGAAGAGGAAGUUUACCAGAAACAAUAAAUAAUAAAAAAAUUUGAUUGGGCAAUAUUUAUUGAGUAACACAUAUAGAAGUAUUGUUUUGUAAUGCCUGUGUAACACAACAUGCCACUCAAAGGUAUAAGCAGAAAGGCAGGGGGUCAUUAUCAGUGACUAGUUCUUCAAAGAAUGUGGUCAGUGCCAAGAUUUGAACAGUUUGUUUUCAUAUGCCAAACUCCAUUAGGAACCUCUACAACUCCAUGCAGAGAGUCUGGAAUGUUACACAUGCUUGUCACACUGCAAAUGUACAUGUAGCUCAAUAGCUAUUGCCUAUCUCUGUCAAAUUUUUACCAAGCCUCUAUUGAAUAAGCACCAUCGUGAUUGUGCCAAGAGUGGCAAGGAAAAGCUCCCUCAUACUAAGAGGAAGAAACCUUGGGAGGAACCAAGACUCAGUAAGAGGAACACAUCCUUCUUUGGUCGACCCGGACAGCACAAACACAACACAGAACAAAUCAUUUUUUAUUGUUCCAGGUAACUAUUAUAUCCUUCCAAACUGCACUGCAAUCCGACACUAUUUAAAAAAAAAUGGUGAGUGUCUGUAGUUAAAGUGUGUGUGUGUGUGUCCAUGCAUUCUAGUCCAAGACAGGUUUGUCGAUGAACAUAAGCACUGUGCUACAUUACAGUGGGGGCACACGACGCAACAUUUCAACUACCUAAACAGUCAAGGGCAGCCUUUCUCCUCACGACUGAAUGUACACGUUGCCAUGACAACACAGUGUGCUGCAACCAAGAAGACACUUUAAGAUCGUAGCAUAUCUUUUUUUUUUGGGGGGGGGAGGUCUUCGGCACCCGGGUCUGGACUGGACGUCUUCAAAUUGGUUCGAAAGCAUGUAGAUAGCAGAGCUAGCCAUACUGCAGCACUGUACCCUCGAUCAGAUGUCAGCGUUUAGAUGUGCGACAUGCCAUUAUUCCGAGAGCGAUAAGCAGGAGAGCACUGUUUACAGUUUAGCACUGUGUUUUUACACCUUUUUUACUAACUGCUCUGCUCUGUCACUUUACUAGUUAAUUUGAUAUCCAUGCGCGUGUGGUUCAUACUAGUCACGGCAAAAGUCGGGGAGGAAAAAGAAAAAAAAGAACAAAACGGACGCGCUAGGUUCAUGAAAUGUGAAGAGAUUUAUAUCGAUGUUUUUGUCUGUAAAUCUUUUCUGCUCGAGAGAAACCCAGAAAAAAAAAACAAAAAAAAAAAACUUUCUGGUUCUUGAAGCAUAAAGCUAUGACUGAUGAUCAUGACUUUGGAAGACCUUGAAAGACAUUUACAAUUGUUUGAAUUGAUUUGGCUUUACCAUUAGUCUAGUGCUAGCAUUUGAAGUGAUUGCUACGACUGACUGUGAAUACUGCUAAGGGCACUUGCAUGUUGGGACCAGGCCUGAGUCAAAUAUGUGUUUUUUAUGUGUUUAAUAACAUGUUAAAACAGUUCAGUUUUAGCAUUGAUUCCUCAUUUAUUACCCCCUUGAUUUGUCUGCCCUUGUCCUAUGUUUUUUAUUUUUUUUAUUUCAACUUUUCUUCAGAGACUUUCUUCAUAUAUACAGUAUAUAAACAUAUUUGACCCAGUCCUGAGCAAACACCAACAGGCUAAUGUUGUUUGUUUGUGUGCUUGUGACUGCAUCUGAGCCAUAUUAAGCUUACUGUUGUAUGCUGAGCUUUUCAAACGUAGUACUAAUUAAUUGGAGUAUAUAUUGUUGCCAUUAGGCUGAACAAUAAUGUCAAGAUACUGUAAAGCAGUUAAACUCUCACUCUAUUGACUGUGAUGUACAUAUAAAGGGCAGUGCCAUGACUUUUUUUUUUUUUUUU
Molecule: messenger RNA, 8890 nt
Organism: Astyanax mexicanus (Mexican tetra)
Lineage: Eukaryota; Metazoa; Chordata; Actinopteri; Characiformes; Acestrorhamphidae
Gene: grin2da
Product: glutamate receptor, ionotropic, N-methyl D-aspartate 2D, a
Exons: 14
Coding region: 503-6199 (1898 amino acids)
Biological process (GO): synaptic transmission, glutamatergic; monoatomic ion transport; long-term synaptic potentiation
Cellular component (GO): postsynaptic density membrane; plasma membrane; postsynaptic membrane
Molecular function (GO): transmitter-gated monoatomic ion channel activity involved in regulation of postsynaptic membrane potential; NMDA glutamate receptor activity
Source: RefSeq, a predicted model, not a curated record